This is a messenger RNA of Hemicordylus capensis (graceful crag lizard), 814 nucleotides long. It is a transcript of the gene MRPL40, whose product is annotated as mitochondrial ribosomal protein L40. Gene Ontology annotation, cellular component: mitochondrial ribosome; mitochondrial large ribosomal subunit. The record is from RefSeq and is a predicted model, not a curated record. Bases 282 to 752 code for a protein of 156 amino acids. NCBI's taxonomy places the organism in Eukaryota, Metazoa, Chordata, Lepidosauria, Squamata, Cordylidae. The transcript is spliced from 4 exons.
UCCAGCCGCCAUCACGUGUGUUGGCAGGGGAGGAAGGGAGUGCGACAGUCCCAUGACCCACAGCAUCUGGGGGGCAGCAUCUUGGACUCUGAGCUGCUGCUGCUGCUCCUCCCCACACCUUUAGAAGUGGAUUCUCCAAAGAAGAAGUAGCGAGAAUUCAGCAAGAGGUUAACAUCUCCUAUCUGCCAGAUGCGGACACAACCAGGGAAAGGGAAACAGACUCUAUAGUUCGAGAGAACCACUGGCAAUCUUCACUUCUGACACUCAGAGCCGUUCUGCCCAUGAGAGCAGAACCAAGGAAGAAGAAGAAAGUGGAUCCAAAGAGAGACAUUGCCAUAAAAGAGCGAAUGAGGAAGAAGAUAAAAAAACUGGAAAAAGCCUCGCAGGAAAUGAUUCCCAUUGAAGACUUUAUAACACCAGCCAGAUUCAUGGAUGAAAAAAGGGUCCGAGAGACCUCCCCUCUGUCCUUUGAGGAGAGUGAAAGGCGAGCUUUGCUGAUGAAGAAGUGGACUCUAUACAAGCUAGGGCAGAGCAAGGCCGAGAGGAACACCAUCCAGUCCUUACUGAAAGCCCAAGAAGAGGCAUUGAAAGAACUGCGCUUCGAGUCGGAGCCAUUGUACCAGGCCGCAAUUCGACGGGAUGAUGGGCUCUUCCCUUUUGAGAGGGCGGAGCCUAUAUUCACUCCGCCGCUGCCUGUCUAUGAGGCUCCCGACGGAAAAUGCAACGACGUCACCAAAGUAUAUACGCAGUGAUGUGGGAAGCUUGCUGCACGACACGUGGAAGAUGCUGCGUCGAGUAAAGGCAAACCGAUGGA